Messenger RNA from Canariomyces notabilis, 4099 nucleotides. Its product is annotated as AAA-domain-containing protein. NCBI's taxonomy places the organism in Eukaryota, Fungi, Ascomycota, Sordariomycetes, Sordariales, Chaetomiaceae. The transcript has 2 exons. The coding region runs from base 175 to 3903 and encodes 1242 amino acids. Gene Ontology annotation, cellular component: peroxisome; cytosol; peroxisomal membrane. Gene Ontology annotation, biological process: protein import into peroxisome matrix. Gene Ontology annotation, molecular function: ATP binding; ATP hydrolysis activity. The record is from RefSeq and is a predicted model, not a curated record.
CCUCGGCACAUGUAAAUUGCCGGCAAGCGGCUUCCUGCGAAGCAAGUGACGCGCCCCUCCUACCUCCUUAGACGGACUACCAAAGCGGGAUUCUGAUGGAUUAGAAACUUUGGCGCUUGGGUUUCCAGUCCUCCCAGACCCGUCAUUUCCAUCCCCUGAGCCUGAAGAGUCGAAAUGGCGCCACGGAAGAACUCGCCGUCGACGGCCGCCGAGAUUUCGCUGGUGCAUCUGCAGAGCUGCUUGGCCAAUCUGCCGUCUUCGCUUUCAUCGUUGCUCGCCAAUGUCAAUACUGCUGCCCAGAAUGUCGUCGUUGAGCUCAGCUACCGCGUUCCACCCCCUGCCUCUACUGGCUCCAAUGGGCCGGGAUCGGCUUCGUCGACAAAAUCCAUCUAUGUUGGGUGGACGGGCAUGCCUAGCAGAAGGAGAGUUGCCCCAAUAGUUGGGAGGGACGGCAUCAAUGGCCCGAGGGGCCCACGAGACCAGGAGGUGCCCCUCGUCGAGAUAGACGCUACCCUUGCCGCAGCCGUGGGUGUUCGGGACGGCCAGAAAGUGACUGCCACCGUCCACUUUGAUCCUCCAAUAGCGCAUACCGUCAACAUCGAGCCCUUGACACCCGAGGACUGGGAGAUGAUCGAGCUGCACGGCACCUUCUUGGAGGACAAUCUGCUGUUCCAGAUUCGCGCCGUGCCCAAUCCAGCCUAUGCUCCAGGGGGGGCCGUGGCUGGUGGCCAUCCAUUGACGCUAUACCUUUCGCAAACCUCCACCGCAACUAUCAAAGUUCUCUCGUUGGAACCGUCAUUGCCCGCUGACUCACCCUUCGCAAAGAUUGCACCGGACGCUGAGGUCAUAGUCGCGCCCAAGACGCGACAGAAGCAGCGGAGCAACAGGGACAACAGGAGUGUCGGGGGCACAUCGAGGAAAAGCGGCAAAAGCUCAACGAGUACGGCCAGGCGUAGGAGCACAAAGGAGGAGAAGAAGCCAGUUCUAUUCUUCAGGGGCACUGACCGGAAUAACUGCCAGGAGUGGUUCGACGACGAGGCACCAUCCCAAGAUUUUAGUGUUUGGGUUGACCGGGAUCUCUUGUUCGCGAAGGAACUGAAAGGAGUUAAAUGGGUGUCUGUCAACCUUGUGCGCCCUGCCGGUCUUCAGCAGCCUCCAGAUCCACAGGCCCAGCCGCAAGAAGGAGACCCGGCUGCCAAACCAUCCACCAAGCUUGUCGCCUGUCUUCGGCCAUGGGACGAACCGCCUGAUGGACAGGCGGCCGCGCUUUCGUCGCCGCUUUGUGCGGCGCUUGGCUGUCAGGGCAUAGUUGGUGGUGUUGUCAAAGUCGAGCCCGCUCCCACUCCGUUGCCUAGAAAAAUCCCUGAUCAAGAAGGGAUCCCACGGGAUUCGGUGCAGAGACUCAAAAUCUACCCAUUCAUAUCGUCAAAGCCUUUGUCCACGUCUGGCCUCAAGUUUGGUGGGCAAUCCAAAACCGAGCGGGAAGAAGCAGCGAAUCAGGUGAAGCAUAUUUACGGCGCAGAAGGUAAUGGUCUGCUGUUGGGUCCUCUCACAGACGGCCAAGUCCUCGGAGUGCAUGAUGGGCUGGAGUGUCCUCGAGGAUGGGAAGGCGCUCUUGUGAAGUUUGAACCCUCUCAGGCCGGGCCGCAAGGUUCAGGGAAGAAACCGCUGAAUUGGAUCCUUGGCUCGGAGUGGAAGCUCCCCAUUUCCAUCCAGCCCCCGAUCCCGAAACCAACCUGGUUGUCAGACACUGAUACCGACACGGUUCCAGGUUCACCUGAUGUCCUUCUUGUCGGCAUCGACGCUCUGCUCGAGAAACUCAGAACUCAUCUGUCUCAUAUGUCUUCUGUGCUUCUCACCGGCGGACAAGGCUCAGGAAAGACAUCGGUUGCGCAAACGGUUGUGCGCGCCUUGCGGUCCUCUCAGCUCUACCAUACGACCUACUUUCCUUGCACCAAGCUCGUAAACGAUGAAAGCAGGAUAUCCAACGUGAAGGAGACGCUCAACCGUUUGUUCAUGGCUGCUAGCUGGGGCGCAAGACUCGGCGGCAGAGCCGUUAUCGUUUUGGAUGACCUGGACCGGUUAUGUCCGGCCGAGACGGAGUUGCAAGUAGGCAAUGAAAACGGGCGAAGUCGGCAGAUUAGCGAGGCAAUCUGCUCGAUGGUUAGACAAUACUGUGGCACGGACAGCAACGUGGUGCUACUGGCUACUUGCCGGAGUAAAGACUCGCUGCAUUCUGUCCUCGUCGGUGGACAUGUUGUUCGCGAGAUUGUUGAUUUAAGCGCUCCGAAUAAAGAGACGAGGCGGCGUAUCAUGGAGACCCUUACGAAGCAGGGUUCGGUCGCUCCCGAGGACGUCGAAGUCGCCGACGAUGGUGGCAGCCGCCCGACCACCGCUGAUGGCAGCGCCACUGAUGAUGACGGGGACGGCUGGAUGGAUGGCGGAGUCCACGGGAGCCGAAAGAAAGCCGGAACCAAACCCAGUGGAUACAUACUUGACGCCAAUCUCGACUUCCUCGAUAUUGCUGGCCAGACAGACGGCUACAUGCCCGGCGAUUUGAUUCUGCUCAUCUCAAGAGCGCGCAAUGAGGCGCUUAGCCGAUCCAUCGGCGAGUCGUCCAACCUCGACGCAACAUGCAUCCGUUUGACCCGUGCUGAUUUUGACAAGGCUCUCAAAGGAUUCACGCCUGCCUCCCUGCGCAAUGUCACACUGCAGAGCUCAACAACCACCUUCUCCUCGAUUGGCGGCUUACACGAAACACGCCGAGUCCUCCUAGAGACGCUACAAUAUCCUACCAAGUACGCCCCGAUAUUUGCGCAGUGUCCUCUCCGACUCCGCUCGGGCCUCCUACUCUACGGCUAUCCCGGAUGCGGCAAAACCCUCCUCGCCAGCGCAGUAGCCGGCGAAUGCGGCCUCAACUUCAUCAGCGUUAAAGGCCCAGAAAUCCUUAACAAAUACAUCGGCGCGUCAGAAAAGAGCGUACGAGAUCUCUUUGAGCGUGCGUCGGCCGCCAAGCCCUGCGUGCUCUUUUUCGAUGAAUUCGACUCGAUUGCCCCUAAGCGCGGCCACGACUCCACGGGCGUCACCGACAGGGUUGUUAACCAGCUCCUAACUCAAAUGGACGGCGCCGAGGGCUUGUCAGGGGUCUACGUUCUAGCCGCGACGUCAAGACCCGACCUGAUCGACCCCGCCCUGCUCAGACCAGGUCGCCUCGACAAGUCCCUGCUGUGCGACUUGCCUACCCUAGAGGACCGCCUCGACAUUAUCAAGGCGCUCGUCCAAAAAGUCAAGGUUGCUGACGAGGUGUGGGAGUCCGAGGAAGAUCUGCUCGAACUGGGCCGGCGCACCGAGGGUUUCUCCGGUGCGGAUCUGCAGGCGCUUGUGUCUAACGCCCAAUUGGAGGCUAUCCACGACGUCCUCAAUGACCGGGAACCAGCCGUGAGCACCACCCGGCGCGGCGUCAGCAAGAAACCCGCCAGCUCUUCCACCUCGACCCGCAACUUUGUCCAAUUCCGCUAUGGCGAGGACAGCCUCGCUCCUUCUCAGGAGUCCGCCCCGCCCCGGACGCGGCAAGCUCAGCUGGCCGAACAGGCCACCAUCGUGGCCAAGCUGGAGAGCAUCAGGCUCGCGCGGAAACGCGCCAAGCAGCUGAGCAAGACCGCCAAUGGCGCUGCUGCCGCGCAGGAAACUGGCGGUCCUGGUGCUGCCGCCGGUAAUACCCCAGAGGUGGUUAUCCGGUGGGAACACCUGGCCAAGGCGCUCGAGGGCACGCGGGCCAGUCUUAGCGCAGAUGAGCGCGCGAGGCUCGCACGGAUCUAUCGGGAGUUUGUUGUGGGCCGCAGCGGAGAGAUGAGGGACGGGCAGGGCAGUAUGGAGGUGGGGGGGCGGAGUAGUCUCAUGUGAGUGCUGAAGGAGUGAUGGCAAGGUGGUGGAUCUGGUACACUGCAGUUGUAAUCUGUGAGCGUGUACGAUUGAAGUAGGUUAUAUAAUGUUGUGAAUUGUUGGCUGGAAGCGGUCGUGGUAGCAGUGCGCGGCGUGGGUUAAAAGAUUGCUGGUGUUCUUAUAUAGACCAGAAUUGGAAAAGCGAUGCACGAUAAAC